Messenger RNA from Athalia rosae (coleseed sawfly), 778 nucleotides. RefSeq names its product translocon-associated protein subunit gamma. Lineage: Eukaryota; Metazoa; Arthropoda; Insecta; Hymenoptera; Athaliidae. Gene Ontology annotation, cellular component: endoplasmic reticulum; membrane. Bases 111 to 665 code for a protein of 184 amino acids. The record is from RefSeq and is a predicted model, not a curated record. Gene Ontology annotation, biological process: SRP-dependent cotranslational protein targeting to membrane. The transcript is spliced from 4 exons.
UUAAACAUUGCCGAUACCCUUAACCGAUAUCCAAAUCACUCUGCUAACACAGAGGAGUGGUGUAGUUGACGUUUCAUUUUGACUAAAAGUAUCAUCAUAAAGUAACUGCAAUGUCAGGCAAAUCAAAGGCAUUCACUAAGGAAGAGGAACUCCUUCUCCAAGAUUUCUCCAGAAAUGUAUCCACGAAAUCAUCCGCGCUUUUCUAUGGCAACGCUUUCAUCGUCUCUGCCAUUCCCAUCUGGCUCUUUUGGAGAAUUCACCUCAUCGAUCUCUAUUCCAGCUUGAUAUCAUUUGUUCUGGUUACUAUUGCCAGCACAUACCUUGUUGCACUGGCCUACAAAAAUACCAAAUUUGUUCUUAAACACAAGAUUGCAGUGAAGCGAGAAGAUGCUGUCACAAGGGAAAUGAACAGGAAACUAGCUGAAGACAAGAAAAUGAGUAAAAAGGAAAAAGACGAACGGAUCUUGUGGAAGAAGAAUGAAGUGGCUGACUAUGAGGCAACGACCUUUUCCAUCUUCUACAAUAACGCAAUAUUCUUAGCAUUAGUUAUCCUCUUCUCAUUUUAUGUUCUGAGGACAUUUUCACCAGCCGCUAACUAUACCAUGUCUAUCGGCACAGCUAGUGGGCUACUUGCACUGCUUUCUACUGGUACACCGUUGUCGUAGAUAAUUGUGAUUGUUUAUAAACCAAUUAAAGUUUGUGAGUGUUCAAUGAAUCUUUUUUUUUUUAAUUCGAAUGAAUGAGCAAUUGAUAAUAAAUACAAUCCUAUUUAUAACAA